AUGAGUCGACAACUCAACUUCAGGUCUGGUGGUGACAAGGGCAACUUCAGUGUGCUUUCUGCAGUGGUGCCAAGGAGACCCCUGGGUAGCAUGGCUUCUCGCCAGGCAACUGGUCACAGGGUUGGGGCUGGCUUCAGCAGCAGGAGCCUUUGCGGUCCUGGAGGGAAUCGGCAUAUUUCCUUCGAUGUGGCAAGUGGCGGUGCUAGGGCCACAGGGCAGAGCUUUGGGCAUGGCUCUGGGUAUGGAGGGACUCGAACCAGCGGCUCUGCCAGAAGCAUGUUUGGCAGUGUGGCCCUGGGGCCCACUUGUCCAUCUAUGUGUCUGCCUGGGGGCAUCCACCAUGUUACUGUCAACAAGAGUCUGCUGGCCCCACUCAAUGUGGAGCUGGACCCUGAGAUCCAGAAGGUGCGUGCGCAGGAGCGGGAGCAGAUCAAGGCUCUGAAUGACAAGUUCGCCUCCUUCAUCGACAAGGUGCGCUUCCUGGAGCAGCAGAACCAGGUGCUGGAGACCAAGUGGGAGCUGCUGCAGCAGCUGGACCUGAACAACUGCAAGAGGAACCUGGAGCCCAUUUUUGAAGCCCACAUCCGUGGCCUUCGAAAACAGCUAGAGACGUUGUCUGGGGCCAGGGUGAGGCUGGACUCAGAGCUGAGGAACAUGAGGGACGUGGUGGAGGACUACAAGAAAAGGUAUGAGGUGGAGAUCACCCGACGCACAGCAGCAGAAAACGAGUUCGUGUUGCUUAAGAAGGAUGCAGAUUCAGCCUACACGGUCAAGGUGGAACUCCAAGCCAAAGUGGACUCUUUGGAGAAAGACAUCAAGUUUCUCAAGUGUCUGUAUGAUGUGGAGAUGGCUCAGCUCCAGACUCAUGUCAGUGACACCUCUGUCAUCCUGUCCAUGGACAACAACCGGGAUCUGGACCUUGACAGCAUCAUUGCUGAGGUCCGUGCCCACUAUGAGGACAUUGCCCUAAAGAGCAAGGCUGAAGCUGAGGCACUGUACCAGAGAAAGAUUCAGGAGCUGCAGCUGGCGGCUGGCUGCCAUGGGGACAACCUGAAGCACAGCAGGAAUGAGAUGCUGGAGCUGAGCCGGCUGGUCCAGAGGAUACGCUGUGAUGUGGCUAACGUGAAGAAGCAGUGUUCCAACCUGGAGACAGCCAUUGUUGAUGCCGAGCAACGAGGAGACUGUGCCCUCAAGGAUGCCCAGGCCAAGCUGGAUGAGCUGGAGGGCGCCCUGCAGCAGGCCAAGGAGGAGCUGGCCCGGAUGAUGCGUGAACACCAGGAGCUGAUGAGUGUCAAGCUAGCCCUGGACAUUGAGAUCGCCACCUACCGCAAGCUGCUGGAGGGCGAGGAGUGCAGGAUGUCUGGUGAGAACCCAUCCUCUGUGAGCAUCUCUGUCAUCAGCAGCAGCUAUGGUUCUUACGGUUAUCAGCCAAGCUCCAUGACCUCUGACUUUGGGGUUGGCAAUGCAACUGGCAGUCCCAGCACCCCUCGAAACAGCCAGACCAAGACCAGAGUAGCAAGAGCAACAGAUCUCAGGGACUCCCAGAACAAGAGCACUGCUGUUGGUAGCCUGGCCAAGAAGACCACUUGAUAAAUCUACUGCCCCGCUCACCUCAGUGUCUGGAGAAAGAAUGUCUUUGCUGCUGCCUGGAGAUGCCCAUCACCCUUGAAGCCUCCGUCCCUGAGUUUUAGGACUCUCUACUACACUUGACUAUCCACUAUCCACUUUAAGUUCUGAGUGACGCAGACAGUCUUCCCAUGUCAGUAGGCCCCAUGUGGGCUUCUGACUUUUCUUGCCUUCAGUCUGCAGGAGGCUUUGGAAGCUCAAGCUAUCACUGUCUUCUUGAGCUAAGGAGACUAUGAUCAACCAGAGAGAGGGGAGAGAAAGAGGUGGUGAGGAAGGAGGGGCAUUGAGGUCAUAUUCUCAAUUGUCCACAUUUUUGCCCUCAGAAUGGGUGGGACUUUGCCAGUCUUUCUCUGUCCCACUGGCCAGGCCAUUGAAGAGUGACGGGAUUGUUCAGGGGAAAAAUGUACAUGUUCGGAGAUUCCCCCGAUAAGCUCCUAUUCAUAGAGUCACAUGGAAGAGAUUUUUAACUCAUUUUAGCCUUAUCUACAGUACUUAAAGUUAGGGGAAAUUCAAUGACAAAACUGCAGGACAGCCACAACCCAGUUUAUUGUCCAAAACAACCAAACACAAGUUGAAAAAGCUCUGUUGGCUCAUGUAAUAGUUCAGAGUCCCAGACCUCAAAGUCCUGAGUACAUUUAUAUACUCUAAAUCAUAAUCCUCAGAAUGAUUCUCUGGGACACAGUGACUUCAGCUCUAUUUUGGCAUAUGAGGAAAGCAAAUUCAGAGGCUUGGUGAUGUUGUACAAUGGGGUCACCACCUUUAUUAUCAACAUUAGUUUCUUCCACCUGUCAAGUACCUAUGGUGUGCCAGGUUGUCAGGAGCCUGGUAUGUGUUGCCUCUAGUUCUCACCUAACCCUGCAGAGAAGGCACAAGCCACAUCUUUGGUACACACAGGGAAGCUCUCAGAGUGACUGAACUAGCCCACAUCAUAUGAGUGAUUGAGCUAGCCCACAUCACACACCUACGAGUCAGCUCAAGCCUGGCAGACAGCCAGGGUUCAUGAUGUUUUGCUGGUAUGUCACAAUCAUUGGCACUUUUAGAGAAGGAAUGUCAAGGUCCUCGAUAAAGCAGCUGAUCAUGUUGGCCUUUAUGAAGACCAUGGCUAUGUUUGGUUCUUAGACCUCUCUCUGGAUCUGUGACCUCCAGGACUUUAUGACUCUAGGAUGCUAUUGCUGUAAGCUGAGUCCAGCAGGUGACUUAAUCUUGUCUCUGGGUGGUCCUAUCCAACUUGCUGUGUGAAGGAUGACACCAUCUUGUCCCUCCUUUGCAUGGCCUAAAGACUCUAAAUUUCUGCUGAAUGUGCAAUAAACUAUCUUGGAGCAAUGU
Mesocricetus auratus (golden hamster) is the source of this 2952-nucleotide messenger RNA. RefSeq names its product keratin, type II cytoskeletal 74. Gene Ontology annotation, molecular function: structural constituent of skin epidermis. Gene Ontology annotation, biological process: keratinization; intermediate filament organization. NCBI's taxonomy places the organism in Eukaryota, Metazoa, Chordata, Mammalia, Rodentia, Cricetidae. Gene Ontology annotation, cellular component: keratin filament. The transcript has 9 exons. The record is from RefSeq and is a predicted model, not a curated record. Bases 1 to 1590 code for a protein of 529 amino acids.